Messenger RNA from Phyllopteryx taeniolatus (common seadragon), 4794 nucleotides. Its product is annotated as regulation of nuclear pre-mRNA domain-containing protein 2-like. Gene Ontology annotation, molecular function: RNA polymerase II complex binding. The coding region runs from base 112 to 3690 and encodes 1192 amino acids. NCBI's taxonomy places the organism in Eukaryota, Metazoa, Chordata, Actinopteri, Syngnathiformes, Syngnathidae. The transcript is spliced from 12 exons. Gene Ontology annotation, biological process: mRNA 3'-end processing. The record is from RefSeq and is a predicted model, not a curated record. Gene Ontology annotation, cellular component: RNA polymerase II, holoenzyme.
AAAAAUUCAAUUUGCCGUAAUCUGUUCCCUUUAAAAACGAAUGGAAAAUGGGUUACUACUACUACGACUGUACAAAACAGUAGAAUUGAAAAGUAGGGUCCGUGUGCCUCUAUGCCAUCAUUGCUAGCCGACCAGCACGAUUUUAGCGGCCAUCAUCAUCAUCCUCCUCCUCCUCUUACUCCGUCCCAACUGAAGCUUCUUCGACUUCAACCGAGCUUAGCCACAGCAGCAAAGAUGGCGGGCGGUUCUGGAGCUGUGACCGGCCACGGAGCCCGCAGCUCCAACGCUUCGUUGGCGGCCUCUCUGGACCGCCGCUUUCAAGGAAUAUCCAACACCAUGGAGUCUAUCCAGAGCCUUUCCGGCUGGUGCAUUGAGAACAAGAAGCAGAGCAGUCUCGUCGUUCGCUACUGGAUGAAGUGGCUCAAGAAAUCUGACAACAAUCAUCGCUUGAAUCUCUUCUACCUUGCCAAUGACGUCAUACAGAACUGCAAAAGAAAGAAUGCUAUUGUGUUCCGGUCCGCCUUUGCUGAGGUUCUGCCGAAUGCUGCCCUUCUUAUCAAAGAUGCGAAGGUCCGUAGGUCGGUGGAAAGGAUCUUGUCAAUCUGGGAGGAACGCAGCGUGUAUCCUGAGGAGCUCCUCACUCAGUUGAAAGCCAAUCUGAACAAGAAGGAAAAGGAAAGAGAGAAGCAGAAGGAAAAAGAAAAAGUGAAAGAAAAAGGAAAAGAGACUCCACCUUAUAAAGAAGCCUUUACACAGACUCCCGACACUACUUCCAAGACAAAAGCUGCAACCAAGUCCAAGAUUGUUGAAGAGUUUGCACCCAACUCACUUAUAGAGCAGCUGUCAGGAUACAAGCAAGCAGUCACAGAAGAGGACUUCAGGGAGAAGCAGCUUGCAGCUCUCAGGCUGGACAUUUGCAGUGCUGAGGCUCACAAGAGGCUGAAAGACAAGGCAGGAGGGAACAAGUUUGCUAAAGACUUUGAGGAUGGCAGUCAGAAGCUGCAAGAGUUUGUCGGCUUUCUGGAGGAGGAGUUGAAGACGGGGCCCCCCCUGCUGGACGCUUUGGGAAACGCAGACAUCUUCUACGAGAUGCAGUACAAGGAGGUCAAGAUUGUGGCUAAUGCGUACAGUGCUUUUGCCAACCGCGUGGCCGUUCUCAAAAGGAAACUGGACUCCCUCAAGUCGACUCUACCUGGGCCUGAAGACUCACCCAUCCCCUCCCCCUCUGAAGACGCCCCCUCCCCUACCGGCUCAGACUCCCCUUUGCUGGCGAUGGGUGCCGCCAGAGCACAGGUGGACCCGGAGCUGGAUGGCAAGGCCAUGGAUGAAGGGGACCUGCAGAGUGACAGCAGAGAGGACAUAGAUGUGUCUGACGAAGAGGAGCGUUCUUCUUCAACAGCUGGUGACAAGGCAGGUGAGAUCUCUCCUGCAGACUCCAAGCUUCCAACCACACCUACCAAAGCUUCAAAGACUCACACCGCUGUCAGCGUAACCCCAGCCACACCUACUUCUACCUCUCAAACUCCAUCCACCCCUCUGGGAGUCAACAUGGCCAAGGUGGACCUGGGAAAGAUCAGCUCCAUCCUCAGCUCACUCACGGCUGCUAUGAAGAACACAGGUAGCCCCUCAGCUCGGCCAGCUCCAGCAACAUCCACCACACCAUCGGCCCAGUCUAUAACCUCCAAAGCGACCCCAGCAAGUCCUGCUCUUGCCAGUAUUUUGUCACGUGUUGACAUCACACCUGAAGGCAUACUGAAUGCUCUGUCUAAAAAAAACACACCAGCAUUGUCCUCUCUCCUGCACACUGUGACAAACUCUGCUCAACCCACUCGAGCUUCCCCAGAAGCAUCAUCAUCAGCGAAGACCCCGAAAGCUAAAUCCACAGUGGCAAACAGUCUCAAGCGAGAAACACCCAACAGGAACAUAGUCUGGGAGAAGGACCGUCAGCUCUCCCCCCCUCCCGCACCCCAUCCUCCCUGUGUUGCCUCCACUGUCUCUCCCCCAAGCCUCGAAUCAAAAAUCAACAGUUUCUUGCAGGGUAAUCCAGGUUUUAGCCUGGCCUUAGGUGAUGCCAGUCCAGAUGGUGUUGAUGGGACCCCAGUGCGAGAUGAGGCUGUCGGUACCCCCACCCAAGAUGAGAUCAUGGACACGCCUGGGAGUGUACCUGAGUCUUUAGGAUCCUCUGGUGGCAACAACCUUUCACCCACAGCGUAUCGCAGUGAGCCUUGGGACGCUGUGAUCACUCCGUCGGGAAAUAAUGAUAGUAACUUCACCUCUUCCCGGUAUGGAGGUGCGAAAAGGAACGAUGCAGCUAAGAGUGCAAGGAAGCAGGUGGUCUCCGCCUCCAGUAGUGAGCUCAUGAAGGCUAAGAAAGAUGCACAGCACAGUCAGGGUGUUAUGACAGGAGGAAAUGCCAGUACAAAGGGAGAGCAUCGCCUCUCCGCUGGCUCCCGAAAAGCAAGCACUGGCUCUGAAGAAGGAGGUCUGAGUGGGAAAAGAGAGGACAAGCUUAAAGGUCUACAGUCCCCAGGUAGGGACACUAAGGACAGCGGGGGGUACCAUCGCAUUGAGACCCUUGUUUCACCCUGUACUGAGGGUGCACCCAUUGAGACUGUGGGCUAUUCUAACCAGCCCCUUGCAGGAGAGCGAAUCAAGACGGUCGAGAGCAUCCGUGUGAUUGGUCGAGACUCUCGACGAGGAGGAGGGGCUGGUGCUCUGCCUGGGCCAAUGUGGUACGAAGAGGAAGAAUACAUGGAAGCUCAUUCUACCUCGCCCCAUCCCAUCCCCCCUCCUCUUAGCAUUGGCCAGGGAGGCAGUGGGGAAAUGCCGCCCCCACACCAUCUCCUCUCUCACCCUCCUCCCCCUCCCCCUCCCCCACUCCCUCACCCGGUCCCUCCUCCUCCACCUCCUCAAAUACCUUUCCAAAUGCUUUACCAUGCAGAGAGUCUCCAGACUCCUCCCCCUUCUCAUCUCCUACACCCACCUCCUCCUUCACCCCAUUUCUUUGGCGCUCCCCCCACCAUCCCUCGACCUCCCCCGCCUCCCAUGUCACCCACGCUGUCUCCCUCUUUGCCCCCACCAGUCAUGGUAGGUGGACUUUUAGUCCCCGUCGACCAGAUGCAGGCUGGUCCUCCUCCAGGCAGGCAUGACAGUGCAGAGCGAGGAGGCCCCAGGGGUAACAGGUCCUCUCCUCGUCCACUCAUGUCAUUAUUAGGUGAUCCUCCCAAGCUGCCCCGUCCCGGCACAGUCAAAGAGCCUUUUCCUGCCCAUAAUACACCCCCGAUCCACCGCCCAGGUGCUCCUGGUGCGCCUCCACCCCUCCUGGGCCGAGUAAAGGAGUCCCCAAGUUUGCACCCUCCAAGCACGUCUCCUUCGACACCCAAUUCCCCUGCAGUGGACGGCACGACAGCUCGUGCCCUCGCUCAAACCGCCGCGCCUCCUGGGCAAAAUCCCGUGGUGAGUCCUCCCAGUCAACCCCGCAGCCAACCUCCCAGCCCCGUCCCUCUCCUGGCGCUGCCUACUCAAAGACCCCCCUUGCUCUUUGGCAACCAGCGAGGCCACCACUCUCGACACUUUAACCAAGAUCACCAAGGCGGUGGGAGGUUCCGUGGCAACAAGCGUCCCGGCCCUCCUUUUGCAGGUGGCCCGUUCCACGGGCAGAAGAGACCCUUCCAACCGCCACGCUACUGAAGUGGUCAUCUGUGAUGUGCUGAGAGAGGGAGUGCAAGCCACAGUGCUAGCCUAAACCCACCGCAGUGUGUGUUUGCCUUGAUGGUAUGAACCUAGAUAUAUUUGCCUACUUCAUAAUCAUAACACUUGUGUGUAAAUAGUCCAUUAAAACUUCAUAGAAUAUUUAGCCCACAGUGUUGUAUAAGCUUAUCUUCAGAGUCAGUUUGGCAUCUUCAACGCUCAUUAGGAGAGUUGAGAUCAACCUACAACAAAAGCUACUCAUCCGUUUUGAAUUCCUUACAGUUGUCAUACAUUUCAUGAGUUAGAGGUCUUACUACAUAAGAAGAAAAUGUUGAAUGAUAGGAAGUCAUGAAACACGACUUGUUCCAAAGUUCCUUUUCCUCCCUGAAUGCAUGAAUGUGUACACUGUCCUACAACAGUGUUUGAAGUGGUUUCCAGAAUUUUCUGAUGUAAAUAACCCUUGUCAUCUCGCACUAGGAAUUUUCUCUUCCCGCGUGUCCCUCCCGACUUUGUAAUUCUAAGCUUGUAAUAUAAACGAGUGACUGACUACUUUUUCCCCCUCUUCAAACGCUUGUAAAUGAUGCUCACUGCUGCAGCCUGUCGUUACUGUGAUCAAGGCUUUGGAAAUGCUCAUUUACCUCAGAAUUUGUUUAAUUUGUUAUUUUUUGUUUCUUUUAAAUUCAGUACAUGGAAAAAAGAGGCGAUAAUUGUAUUUUAAUUAGGGAUGGGCAUACUAGUCAACUAGUUUUGUCUAAAGAACAAUGUGAUGGGAAGUUCAGCUACAGCCAUGUAGUGACUCCAAAUAACUCCUCUAUGUAACACUCGUAUUCAGAGAUUUUUUUUUACAUCCUGUUGAAAUUAACAUUUUCCCCCAUAAUAAAGUAAAUCUAGUCAAAUGCUCAUCCCUAAUUUUAAUUUCCAAGUACAUGUUUGCCAGGCUACACUUCAAUCAAACAUCGUGGAUGGAGAGAGUUUAUGGGGUGUCUGCGAGUACUUUGGGAAGCUCCUGCAUGUCCUGAGUUGAAUAAAAUCCAGAGUUUCAAUUAAAGUGGGGCGCGGGGGAUUAUUGCAUUGGGUCUUGAAUAAAUAGCGCUUUGUAGUUAA